AGACCCAAAGCACUGAAUGCAACACCCAUGAACCCAGAAAGCAGCUCCCCUUACAGCUGUCUGCACCGCACAUAAAAUUAGACCCCCAGACAGUUGUACACUAGGUUCCAGCAGGCUGAGUCAACUGGGGAAAAUCCUGUUGGAGAUGGAGCCAAGUUAUAGUUCCAGUCUUUACUUCGGAAGCUGUACACACUGCAGUAAAGCGGUGUAUGGUGAAGAGAGAGCCUGCCGAGCGAUGGGACAUUUAUUCCAUUACGUUUGUUUUACCUGCAGCAUUUGCAAUGAAAAGCUCAGUGGGAAGCCAUUUUAUUCAGUGUCAGGAAAAAUCUACUGUGAGCAUGAUUUUUUGUACUCAGGAGUUCACUCAUCCUCAGAGGCGUGUAACAGCUGUGGGUAUUUAAUCAUGGACAUGGUUUUGCAGGCUCGUGGGAAGUCCUACCACCCGUCGUGUUUUCGCUGUGUGGUCUGCAGACAGAGCCUGGAGGGUCAGCCCUUCUCUGUAGACGCAGAUACCAGAGUUUAUUGUGUCAGCGACUACCACAAGGUCCAAGCUCCUCUGUGUGCUGCAUGCAAGGAGCCGAUACUGCCAACUGAGGGGUCGACAGAGUCUAUUCGAGUGGUAUCGUUUGACAGAAAUUACCAUGUCCAGUGCUACAAUGGUACAGAGGAUAACCUCAUUUGAAGACUGGAGCAGCUUGGCACAUAUCUUUCUGUGUCUUCUU
Messenger RNA from Perca fluviatilis (European perch), 722 nucleotides. RefSeq names its product LIM domains containing 1b (gene limd1b). The transcript has 7 exons. Gene Ontology annotation, biological process: response to hypoxia; regulation of DNA-templated transcription; positive regulation of miRNA-mediated gene silencing. Gene Ontology annotation, molecular function: transcription corepressor activity. Bases 146 to 682 code for a protein of 178 amino acids. Gene Ontology annotation, cellular component: transcription regulator complex; adherens junction; nucleus. The record is from RefSeq and is a predicted model, not a curated record. NCBI's taxonomy places the organism in Eukaryota, Metazoa, Chordata, Actinopteri, Perciformes, Percidae.